GGGCCGGGGCCGGCGGGCGGGCCGAGGCGAGCGGAGCGCGCCGCACGCCGCCCAGCGCGAACAUGGCAGCGGGGGAACCGCAGGCGAAGAAGCUGAAGCUGGAGCAGAAGCAGCUGAGUGAAAAUGUCCUGUUUGGAAUGGGAAAUCCUCUGCUUGACAUCUGUGCAGUUGUAGACAAGGACUUCCUCGACAAGUAUGGACUGAAGCCAAAUGACCAAAUUUUGGCAGAGGACAAGCACAAAGAACUAUUUGACGAACUUGUGAAAAAGUUCAAAGUAGAAUAUCAUGCUGGUGGUUCUACUCAAAAUUCCGUUAAAGUGGCCCAGUGGAUGAUUCAGAGCCCUUACAAAGCUGCAACUUUCUUUGGGUGCAUUGGCAAAGAUAAAUUCGGAGAGAUCUUAAAGAAGAAGGCUGAAGAAGCUCAUGUGGAUGCCCAUUACUAUGAGCAGAGUGAAGAACCAACGGGAACCUGUGCUGCCUGCAUCACCAGUGAUAACAGGUCCCUCGUAGCUAACCUUGCUGCUGCUAAUUGCUAUAAGAAGGAAAAGCAUCUUGAUUUGGAGAAGAACUGGAAGCUGGUGGAAAAGGCCAAAGUUUAUUAUAUAGCAGGAUUCUUCCUGACGGUGUCACCAGAAGCAGUAUUAAAGGUGGCUGCUCAGGCUUCUGCAAACAACAAGAUCUUCAGCUUGAAUCUUUCUGCACCAUUUAUUAGCCAGUUCUACAAAGAGCCUAUGAUGAAAGUCAUGCCUUAUGUUGAUGUUCUUUUUGGAAAUGAGACGGAAGCUGCCACUUUUGCCAGAGAGCAAGGCUUUGAGACUGAAGACAUUAAAGAGAUAGCCAGGAAGACACAAGCCCUGCCAAAGGUGAACACCAAAAGGCAACGAAUCGUGGUCUUCACCCAGGGGAAAGAUGACACUGUUAUGGCUACAGAAAAUGAAGUGACUACUUUCCCUGUGUUGGUGAGUGAUCAGAGUGAAAUUGUGGAUACCAAUGGAGCUGGAGAUGCAUUUGUUGGAGGCUUUCUGUCGCAGCUCGUCUAUGACCGGCCGGUGACCGAGUGCAUCCGGGCGGGACAUUACGCCGCCAGCGUCAUCAUCAAGCGCUCGGGCUGCACCUUCCCAGAGAAGCCCGACUUCCACUGAUACUGGGCAAUUGGAGGGAUCAAGAGUAACUCCCAUGUUGCCACGGGAUUGCUGCCUAUGUUUUUUCCUCCUUCCCUUUCCUCACCUUUCCAAUUACCUGCAUCAACGCUUCUGUACUUCUGUUCAUCGCAUUCUAAACAAAAGAUGUAUCUCUAUGGUGUUUUCCUUUUCAAUACCAGUACAACGUCUCAGUAGUCUUUAACUUCUGGAAACAGUGCUAAGUGAAGCUUCUUCUCUCAUCCAUCAGGAAAAAAAGUGUUCUGUUUACCCAGUUUAUAAGGAAGCCCCGUGUAAAUGACACUGCUGAUUAAAAUACUUGUGUUGAAUUAUCUAGUUUGUAUCCAGCUGUGGCCAAAUCCUACUCAACUCACGUGAAGUCAACAGACCUCACUUUGUGUUACAAGCCUGGAAUUGUUUUUCCCAUAUAGUGGAGUCACAGUAAAGAGUGGUUUCGUUAUGUAUUUGAGUGUGUAAGAAUCUGGCCAUCAGACCCUGAAAGUGAGUAGCUGUUUUGGCAGUAAUUUAAGGAUCCAAAGCUGAUAUCCUGCGUUCAGUCACCUUGCACUGAUGCCUGUAGCUUCGGGUCUGUCACUCUGUGAGGGGGCAGGGUCUGGCCACUCCACACCCAGCCACAUUCAUCUGUCAGGUGAGCCAGCAGGUAGGUACUUUCAGUGAUUUCAGGGCGAGUUGGUGAUGAACACAAACAUACAGAUAGGUCCCAUCUCCUCCACGUUGAGCUUUCUAGAGGCUGCAUUUAUUCAGGUACACCCAGUGAAAAGGAGGUACAGAAAUCUUAAUGCAGGAUCCAUGGUCGGGAAAUGCCAAACAGAAUCUCUGAAGCGCACACACUUUUAAACUUCUCGUUUCCUUUGGAUAAUUAAGCAAUAUGGUGGAUUGUGUUUGUAUUUACAGUAUUCAAAGAGGUGAUCUGACACUGCAUUCAUUACUUUGCUAUGUAAUUUGAUACUGAUGAAUAAAACAAUUGUCAUACAGUAA
Molecule: messenger RNA, 2138 nt
Organism: Colius striatus (speckled mousebird)
Lineage: Eukaryota; Metazoa; Chordata; Aves; Coliiformes; Coliidae
Gene: ADK
Product: adenosine kinase
Exons: 11
Coding region: 63-1142 (359 amino acids)
Biological process (GO): purine ribonucleoside salvage
Cellular component (GO): nucleus; cytosol
Molecular function (GO): adenosine kinase activity
Source: RefSeq, a predicted model, not a curated record